AGCUCUCAGCUGUAAAGGCAUGGUAUGGUGGAAGACAAAAUAAGAAUAUCGAUUGUAAAUGAGUUACUCUGAGUUCACUGAUGGAACUUAUGCUGGAGGCAGCUCAGCUGAGCCAAUGUCCUUUCCUGAGUCCAAAUUUCAGCUGCGCUAUGGCAACAUCACAUUUGAAAAUCUUCAGGACAUAGAACUUGCAAUCAUAGUCAUGAAGGAGCUGAAAUUCAUGUUAUCGUCACAUUACAGAUGUUACUUUGAUCAGACAACUACCCUUGGGGAUCAAAUAGAUGAGUUUCUGGACACCCAAUAUCAUAGGAAUGUGGUGGAUCCAGGUGUUAAGACAAGACUUUGUGCUGUUAUGAAGGGCCUUCUUUACGAGAGAAAUCAGAUUAACCACACUGAGGGAAUUGAUUUUUUGAGAGACAGGAGCAAGUUCAUAAAUCAGAGCAUGGAGGUUUUUGUGAACCUGAGUCCUACAGAGAAUGGCAUCUGUGUGUCGCCCGCUCGACAUAGUGUCCUGGUUCCUUGUCCUAAUUCACAGUCUCUUUUGGAGGAUCUCACGUUUAUUGACUAUGAGCAAUACGAGGACAUCAGUAUCGCUGUAAAGGUCACCAAGAGAAUAGACCACAUCCUGAGGGAGGUUUUCCAGCAGCGUGGUGAGACUCUACAACAGAAAAUAAACAACUUUCCAUACGAUGCAAACAACAUCAAGCGAAAGAUGUCACAAGUCAAUGCUAUCAAAAAUAAGAUAGUUAACGAGCGUUAUUUAAUAACUUUGACAACCGUGUGGAGUUCAUCAACCUAGCUCAAUCAAUAUUUGCUAAUCUGAUUGAGAUUGUGGACAGUGGAAAAGUUUACAAAUUUGGGAACAACCUAAACCUUGACAUACUGAGUAACACUACAGAGGACAACAACAUGACAGCUUCAGUGAACGAUGCGACAACAGUUUCAACAUAUCACAUACCUGCCCAUGCUCCAGGGCCAGCCACCUACACCUAUCCUACCUCUCAAACUCUCUCAGCCCCCUUCUCACCUCCCUCCGCCCCCAGAAGCUUCAAUAACUCCUGGGCUACCAGUGGCAACUAUGAGAAACUUCCUUCCUUCAGAGACGACUCAACAAUCCCAAUGGAUGCAGAAACAUUAAAUAUGAGGGAAUACCACAAGCAAUCUGAGAGAUACCCAACACAAGCUGAGAGAUAUCCACCAGAUAGAUACCCACCUGAGAGAUACCUACCAACCCACACUGUACCAGCAUCUGGUACUCGUUAUGAGAAGUUACCCCACACAGUUGAAGUGGUUGAGAGGAGGUUGGUGCGGGUUGAUGGAAGACACAGAAGGAAGAACAGGAAAAUGGCGAGCUGUUGCAGAAACACUUGUAUUGGUGUUACAAUUGCUUUGUUUAUGGUGGCUUUAAGCGUCGUCUGCUGGAAAUUCCUGUUCUAAUUAUGGCUUAUUUUACUCAGUGCCUUAAAAUCAAAUAAUCUAUCAUGUUACCGCUGAGCAAUAUUUAUGAAAAGCUCUAUUAGAAUUGGGUGAUGACCAAAUCAUGUAAGAAUUCUACACACAUACAGAACAGUCGUUUUCAUCUUUUGAAGAUUAAGAUUAUAAACCCUUUUAUACCAAAUGUAUAAAACUGUAAUUCUAUAUUUAAGUACUAAAUGGUUUAUAGCUUCACAUAUCCUUGCAGAUGUAUAAACCACAAGAAUCUAUUUCAAUAUUUGGUUAUGUUGAUGAUUGUUUGUUCAUUUCAUUCAGAACAGGGUUGGGCUUUUUAUAGAUAUUCAAUGGCAGAAUUUAGUUUUUGCUACAUUUAAAAUGGUUUUAAAAAUAA
Messenger RNA from Bolinopsis microptera, 1825 nucleotides. RefSeq lists its product as uncharacterized. The transcript has 2 exons. Lineage: Eukaryota; Metazoa; Ctenophora; Tentaculata; Lobata; Bolinopsidae. Bases 59 to 799 code for a protein of 246 amino acids. The record is from RefSeq and is a predicted model, not a curated record.